This is a messenger RNA of Diaporthe amygdali, 1452 nucleotides long. Its product is annotated as glycoside hydrolase family 76 protein. Gene Ontology annotation, biological process: carbohydrate catabolic process; fungal-type cell wall biogenesis. The transcript has 3 exons. Lineage: Eukaryota; Fungi; Ascomycota; Sordariomycetes; Diaporthales; Diaporthaceae. Bases 1 to 1452 code for a protein of 483 amino acids. Gene Ontology annotation, molecular function: mannan endo-1,6-alpha-mannosidase activity. The record is from RefSeq and is a predicted model, not a curated record.
AUGGCACCCUUUCCCGCCGCCAUCGCCGCCAUCGCCGCUGUGUUGGCUUUCUUCACCGACAUCACCGUUGGCGUCACAAUCACGCCUCCUCCUAACCUGAACCUCGGUGAGGCCACAUCCAUCAAAGGCGUGGCCAGGACCAUUGCAGAGGGGGCUCUGUCGUACUACUCCGGCAACGCGACGGAAUUUGUUGAUCUGCCGUCCCCUUACUACUGGUGGGAAUGUGGUGCUCUCAUGGGUGCCAUACUUGAUUAUUCUCAUUAUACAGCCGACAGCAGCUAUGAUGACCUCUUGUCCACCGCUCUGUCCACCAACAUUGGCCCAAAUUACGACCUGAUGAUACCAAAGUAUCAGGGACAAGAGGGCAACGAUGAUCAAGCAUUCUGGACCUUUAACAUGCUUACAGCGGCCGAGCGAAAUUUUCCACAAGUCGACGACGUAAACGUUCCUUCUUGGCUCCAGGUUGCAGAGAACUCCUGGAAUAGUCUUGCAGGCCGCUGGAACAUGUCGGCAUGUGGCGGUGGCUUACUGUGGCAAAUAUUUGAAGACAAUCCCAACGGCCUCAAUUAUCGGAACUCCGUCAGCAACGGAGGAUUAUUCCAGAUCAGCGCGCGCUUGUACCGGGCGACGGGCAACCAGACCUAUCUCGACUGGGCAAACAAGGUCUGGGACUGGUCAAGGGCCCUCAAAAUGAUCGAUGACGAAUACAUAGUGUACGAUGGCGCCAACUCCGAUCAAAAUUGCACCGACAUGAAUCCUAUAUCCUUCAGCUAUUCUGCCGGCAUCUACCUGUACGGCGCUGCUGUCCUGGCCAAUACCACUGCGGGCGAUGCUGCUUCAACUUGGUUGCAGCGUACGGAGGGCCUGCUGCAGGGGAGCAAGAGCUUCUUCACCCCGUACAGCAAUGCGACAAAUAUCAUGUACGAGCACGCUUGCGAGCAGGUGGACCUUUGCAACACGGACAUGAAGUCCUUCAAAGGCUACCUCUCACGGUUCAUGUACGCGUCUACCCUGAUGGUUUCAUCCAUCCAAGACACCGUACAGGAACUCCUCAAUACCUCCGCCACGGCAGCAGCAAACUCGUGCUCGGGAGGCGAAGACUCGGCGACGUGCGGGCAGAAAUGGUAUGUCGGGGGCUUCGACGGCAGCGUUGGGCUUGGGCAGCAGAUGUGCGCGCUGGAGACCGUCCAGGGACACCUGGCACGGCAAGCCGCUGCGCCGCUAGGCAAGGGGGAGAUAAAGGACGUGAGGCAAUCGGCGGCGACGGAAACGGCCAACGCCGGCGCGAGCCCGACCGCCCCGACCGACAGCUCCGAGUCCAGCUCCGCAGCCACCACGUCGAUGGAUACUAGGAGAUCGAAGUCGGCUGGUGUCGCGGUGGUUCCUGGACUCGAGCGGCUUUGGAAUGCGUUGGGGCUGGGGCUGUUCACGGUUGUCUUCGCAAUGGUUUAG